AUGGCUCAGUCUGAUGGUAUCGACGUCGCAGUCGGCACUCAGACCCUGGUUCCAGGCACUGAGGGCCUCAACAACCCUGGCGUGGCGAGUGAUGACUUUGAACAUCAGCCUGACAGCGUAGAACAACAAGGUCAAUCAGUCUGCAGCUACGAGUAUCAAGAAGAUGAAGACGAAGGCCUCGCUCAUCGAUAUCACAACGCCAACGGGGAGGCUAUCGAAGAAGAGUUUCUUAAUCAUGAUCAGGACACACCUGUUGCCUCAGUUGAGCAACAAGACGCCCCAGAUAUCCUCAUGCACAACAGCUCUGAACAAGCACCACAAAUCGGUGACAACGACUCCACCUCAUUAUUCAUCCCUGAGAAAGGCCCCUCUCCGCCAAGGAUCGGUCCCCGACAAACCUCCCUCGUGCCUAUGAACCGUCCGUUACUCUCUGCCUCCCAUCACCAGAAGAAGCCUGGUAUGUCAGUCGUCAACAGGAUCAAAACCAUGCAGAGAAAGAGGCAGGAACAAAAGCUUGUCGCCAGCAGACAGAGUUCAAAAUAUCAUACCAACACCAACCUUGAUAACGAGGCAUACCUUGAGGCCGUUGUGCAAGAGCAAUCAUCAUCUAUCGCAGCUCCGCCUGUCGAUUCCGACGAUGUUACAGACAAACAGGCAGCCAUAGAAUUCGAGAAGCAGAAGCGCUAUUAUGAUGAGAUCAAGAAGGAGAAUGGCGGUCUUACAUUCAAACAAGAUGUUGAGUGGAUGAAGAUCAAAGGUGCUGAAAUAGCUAGGAAGAGAAAGCGAGCUCGCGAUAUCGCGAAAGCAGGAGAGGAAAAUGAAGACGACCCAGAACUGUUCCCAGAAUUCCACCUCCCAACGAACAACGAGCAAGAAAAGGAUUCUGAGUACGGUUCCGACCUCGAGGAUUCCGAACCCCGUAAGCGUUUCCGACCAAUGCCGACGAAAGAAGGGAAGCAAAUGACGAUGCAGGAAGCUGAACUUCAGAGUAUGCGAGUCGCUUUGGAGGCUGAAGGUGACCUACCGCGAAAGAAGAAGGGGAACGCGGUCGACGAUACUGUGGAGGCCUUAAUACCCCCUGGUUCUGGAAAGGGACCCAAAGGAAAAUCCACAGGAAAACCCAUAAAGGCCAAGUCUGGCCCUAAGAGACCCCCCAAGAGCCGUGUGAACAAGGCCGCAGGAAAGAAAGCUAUAGGCCAUGCAGUCAAACAAGCAGCUUCACUUCUUAAUGCCAACGUCUUCCAGCAACAAGCUGGCGCAAAUGCAGUUGAACAGCCUACAUUCAGAUCGAGAAAAAAGGCAGAUGCAUUGAAAGAGCUCAUCUCUAGCAUACCUCUGGAGGAUCAGAAGAAAGCAAGGGGCGACAUGAACACCUUGCUUCUCGCAACAAAAGACUUUGAUGGCAGGGGCAGUGUCAAGGCAGAUGGCAAAGGCUUCUGGAAAGUCAAAGGCAUGAGCACCUCGCUCAAACCCUACCAGGUACUUGGUACCGCCUUCAUGCGUCGCCGAGAAAACGCGGCGGAAGAGCCAAGGGGCGGCUUAAUGGCUGAUCAAAUGGGACUUGGCAAGACCCUCAUGAUGAUAGCAAAUAUGGUAAACGGUCGACCGGCCAAGAACGACAAAGGCCCCAAGACGACUCUGCUUGUUGCAAGCCCUGCACUGUUGACCCAAUGGAAGAGCGAAAUCGAAUUGCAUACCGAUGCAUCGAAAGUCAAGAUAAAGAUCAUGCGUUACGGCGCUGGUACACGCCUUGAUUCGACCAAUGCAAAUGAGAUCCUAGCCGGGCACGACAUCAUCCUCACUACAUAUACCGAGAUCAUGAAGUCGUACCCCAAGAACGAACCGCCCAUCCAGUGCCAGACCGCCCAACAGAAGAUAGAUUGGUGGGAAGAAGUCUUCAGAACGCAGAGGGGUCCAUUGCACCGCAUGAUGUUCUUGCGCGUCGUUCUUGACGAGGCUCAGGCUAUCAAGAACCACAUGUCGCGAACAUCAAUCGCCUGCCGGGCUCUUAUGGCGCAUCAUAAGUGGGCUCUUAGUGGCACUCCGAUUCUGAACAGUUUGGUCGAGCUCUACCCCUACUUCAAGUUCCUUAAUGUUCCGCAUACUGGCAGCUUCAAGAUCUUCAAGCACAACUACUGCGAGGGGAAUAGUGUGGAGAACACUGAGAGAUUGCUCGUGCGGCUUUCGCAAUUCAUGAUCCGACGCACUCAUGCGGACGAGAUGUUUGGAGCUCCCAUACUAAAGCUCCCUCAAGCCGACCAGACGACGUAUUGGUGUAAAUUCAACUCUGUCGAGAGGAGAAUCUACGAUAUCGUCCGCACGCGUUUCGCCAAGUGCAUCAACAUGUGGGCGCGGGAGGGUACCCUGGACAAGUCGUAUAGCAACGCAUUGGUGAUGCUUCUUCGACUUCGUCAACUAACAGCUCACAUUCUCAUGCUCCAGUUUGUCGUCCGUGAUCUGCUCGAGCGCGAAGACAUCGAGGCCAUCAGAGAGGUGGUCGACAAGGAGGCAGAAGAUAGUAGCGAGCGCGGAGGGCAUACAAUCACCGCUGUCCGUAAGCAGCUCGAUAAAGUUGCGGCUGAUCAGAGGAAGAGGACUGCCGCUCUUGAAGCCAAGAAGGCUGCCACCAAAGCCAGAAAGACUGCCGCCAAAGCCGCCGCCAAAGCUAGACACGAGGAGUACGUAUCAGACAAUGACAACGACGACGACGACGACGAGCUCUUAGAAGAAGACGCCGAUGAGGGCAUUAACUGCGAGUCUCUAGAGGGCACACAUCCAGACUUCACCGCGGGUGGUGAGUUCGGCAAGGAGUUCAACUUUAAGCCCUUCUUGAACAGUCUUAAGACCGGAGAGAGCUGGGAAAAGACUAAACAGAAAGCCAAGUGCAGCUGGUGUGGUAAACAACCACGACAGCCACAAUUGACAUCCUGUGGCCAUCUGAUAUGCAGGGAACCUUGCUAUGAAGAAAUUCUUGUUGAGAUGGCUGAGAACGACAACGUCGAUGUAUUUCCGCCGUGCAAAGCGUGUGGUAAGAUCCCCACAGCCAUUCACCCCUGCGAGGUCGACGACGAGGGCAUACCAGAUGCACCAGCGCAAGGCACACGAGCCAAGACCAAGAAGAAGCAGGAUCAGAUGCGCGAUCGGCAGAAACGCGAAGAUAUUGCUGACGACUGGCUCGCUUUGGCUGGGGAUGACGUUCUACCAUCUGCAAAGACGAUCGCCGUCAAGAGUCAGAUCAUGAACUGGCUGAAAGAGAACCCUCACGUCAAGAUCAUUGUCUAUACUCAGUUUCUGCCAAUGAUCCGCAUCUUGGCACGCGUUUUCAGAGGGGAAAACUGGCAGACAGAGCAGUACUACGGCGGCAUGAGUCUGGGCGCUCGUGAUAAGGCCAUCAGCUCCUUCGCUGAGAACCCUGACUGCAAAAUCAUGUUAGCGUCUCUCCGCUGCGGUGGCUUGGGUCUCAACCUUACUAUGGCGUCCAAGGUCAUCAUGAUCGACCCUUGGUGGAACUCGGCCUCUGAACAGCAAGCUUUCUGCCGUGUCUUCCGUAUCGGCCAGCGCGAGGAGACAUUUAUGAGCCGGCUCUGUGUCAAGAACACGGUGGAUGAGCGCCUUAUCGCGAUGCAAGAGCGCAAGCAGAAUGAGAUUGCUUCGGUCAUGGAGGACGAUGGAAAGACGAUGAAGAAGAUGGACACACGCUCGCUGAUGCGGCUGUUUGGUAACCUGGAGGAGGAUCCCGAUGGCAAGCCGUUUAUCAUGGUCGAUAACCCGGACCCACGCGGCGGCUUCCGGGCUGAUCAAGACGAUGAGGGUUAUGCCGACGACUUGUAG
Messenger RNA from Alternaria burnsii, 3831 nucleotides. RefSeq lists its product as uncharacterized. The record is from RefSeq and is a predicted model, not a curated record. Lineage: Eukaryota; Fungi; Ascomycota; Dothideomycetes; Pleosporales; Pleosporaceae. The transcript has 8 exons. Bases 1 to 3831 code for a protein of 1276 amino acids. Gene Ontology annotation, molecular function: ATP-dependent chromatin remodeler activity; ATP binding.